AUGGCCGCACCAGGCGACGGGGCCCACCCACGGAUCACGGCGGCACCCCUUGGAUCACGGGCCCGGUCACCAGGCCCCCGGCACCACCCCAUCGCCACCAGCCCCGGAGCCCCCGCGACCAUCUGGUCGACCCCGGAAGUGCGGCGGCAGAGGGGGCGCGGGGGCACGCGGGACCCGCGCCCGGCCGGGUACACCCUCGCCGUCUCGCCCUCGAGGAGGCUUUCGGAAAACUUGGCGAUAGAAAUCCAGCGCGACGACCCGGACCCACGCGGUCACGUGUCCGGGACGGGGACGCCCUCUCCCCGGCCCACCCUCGAGGGCGGGGGCCGGUCCGCGCUCUCCUCCGGAGCGGGACUUGAAAAACAUCCCUCGGAGUCGCCUCCGACGACCGGGCCGCCACCACGGACGGCCCGGGCCGGUCGGUCCCCACCGCCAGAGCGGGACUCGGAAAACGCGGUGAGAAAAGUCGAGUCCGACGACCCGGAGCCACCCGUGCCCGCGGCCGAGCCGCCGCGGUCUCGCCCUCCACGGGCCUCCCCGCAAGGGCCCGACGACCCGGGCCGCACGGGGAACGCCAGCCGGGCUCGGGAACUCCCCCCCCCACCUCGCCGGCCCCGGUCGGUCCCCGAGGGUCGCAGUGGCACCGGCGUCUGCUGGUCGACCCGUCCGGGCGGCCCCGCACACCCCGCCGGCCUCGAGGAGCGCGGCGACAGCCACCCCCCCACACUCUCCUGCACGUCCAAUCUCCGCCCGGCGGACGACGCGCCCGCGCCCCAGCACGACCGGGACCGAUCCCGCCACUGCCACCGGCCUCCCGGAACUCCGCCUCGGUCACCGCGGCCAAGUCACCUCCCUUGCCGAGGUCGCCGGAGCUCCGGAGGACAGAAACGAUAUAAAAGCGGCCGCCAGGUGGCACCGGACAACCGGCGCGAACGUCAGCGGGACGGAUCCGGAUCCCUGGCCGGCCGGGGCGCGCAGCCGGGCCGCCUGGCGGCCCGACCCCGUCCCGACCCACCCCGGGUCCCAUCUCCCGGCCCGGCGCGGCCAGGGGGCAUCCGCCUCGGGGCUCCCAGCCGGCACGGCGCGACCCCGGCCGCCGGAGAGGGACUCGGAAAACGUGUGUGCUUCGGGCGCUCGCCCGUGAGGGGACGGGGAACAUUCCCUCAGAGACGCCAGCAGGGGCGCCGGGACUGCCGGCACCGGCUGGCUUCCCGGGGUGGCCCCGAGCGCUUCCCGGGCUCCCGGGAGGACUCAGGGAAACGCGGCGGGCGGGGCACCGCCAAAACGAAACCGGGCGAGUCGUCAGAGGACGACGACGACAGGGGAACGACGGAGCAACUGUCCGCAUCCCGUCACUUCCAACCCGCGACGGCUUCCCAAGGCAGGCAGGCAAAGCCCAGAGGCCGCCGGGGGGAAACGACGGCGACGCCUGACCGCACGGAGGUUGAAGAGACACGAACGUGUCUCCCUCCGCGCGGGCCGCGACACAGUCCCGAGACAGCGCGCGGGGCUGGGGAGCGUGGGUGCAAAUGCACCAGUGGCGACCAGAAUAUCGAUGUCAGCGGUCCUUACCGUCGUGACAAGCGAGCAGACCCACAGAAAGUGCCCUCCCACACCCACACGCGCGCCCUCGCGCGCGCAGAGGAGGCGGAAGCCCGCGAGGCGGCAGAGGGGGACGAGAGAGACACGGGCCUCGGAGGACCCCGGCACCCGAGGCCACGGACGGCGCCCGCACCGCCUUCGCCCGACUCGAGGGAGGAGGAGGGGAGAGACGCGGGCGGGCGCACGGGGGCACGGGCCAGCGGCACGGGCGGGGCCCCGCCGGGGAGGAGGGGGACGGAGGCGGACGCCGCCGGGCGCCGAGGGGCACACGGCGCGGCCACGCGCGCGGAGCCGGAGGAGGAGCAGCGUCGGGCGCGGAAGGCCGCGCACGGCCGCCUCCCACCCGUCCCGCGCGCGGGCCACGGCGGCCCGCCGGGCGACGGAGGCGGCGCCGCCCCCGCCCCCCGAGGGCCACCGACGAGCGGGCGCCGGCGUUGGGGGGGAGGUCUCGGCGCGGGCGGAGGCGCCGUGUCUGCACUUAGGGGGACGGAGGGCCCGGGACGGGGCCCUGCGAGGGAACCCCCAGCCACGCUCCCCGGGGAGGCGACGCCCCGGGGGCGAUUGAUCGUCAAGCGACGCUCAGACAGGCGGGGAGCCCGCCCCUGGCACGGCACAACCCCGGAGGGUGCCUCCGGCCGGCCAGCGAGAGACAACGAGACCGGACACCGUGAGGUCGGAAGGUUGGACGACGGGGCGUCCGGCACCGGCCCCGCGGGGACGGGCUCAGACACCCCACAGGCGCCCGGGGGUUCCCGCCUCCGGCGAGGACGCGGGGCGCACGCGGACGCGCGCGCGGCACGACGGCCGCCGGGGAUGCCCCCUCCCGGCGGCCGCCGCGACCGCGGCGCCGCACGGCGCCCCGGCCCGCGGAGGCGGAGCCUGGGGGAGGAGAAGGAGGGCCGUGGCUCCCCGACUCGCUCCCCGCGGGCCCGACCGCCCCGACCCGAGGCGGACGGGCGAGACCCCCAGGGGUCUUUAAACCUCCGCGCCGGGACGCGCUAG
Molecule: messenger RNA, 2604 nt
Organism: Diceros bicornis minor
Lineage: Eukaryota; Metazoa; Chordata; Mammalia; Perissodactyla; Rhinocerotidae
Product: collagen alpha-1(I) chain-like
Exons: 6
Coding region: 1-2604 (867 amino acids)
Source: RefSeq, a predicted model, not a curated record